This is a messenger RNA of Owenia fusiformis, 2718 nucleotides long. The record is from the annotation of a GenBank genome assembly. Lineage: Eukaryota; Metazoa; Annelida; Polychaeta; Sabellida; Oweniidae.
AUUCAGAGGAGGAACACGUACAAAACUGCUCUCAAGAAAAACGUGUUUUAAACAAUCAAAAUGGCCACAAAUGGUACAUCUGAUCCUGAAAGAGGAGAAACAGCAACGUGUUUAGCAAAUACAGAAGGAGAUAAUGACAAUGUAUCCGAGAAUGAAGAGGAAGAAAGGCCGAGUUGGGACAGUAAAGUUCAGUUUUUGAUGUCAGUGAUUUCGUAUGCUGUUGGAUUAGGAAAUGUUUGGCGGUUUCCAUAUCUGUGUCAGAAGAAUGGAGGAGGAGCUUUUCUCAUCCCAUACUUCAUAAUGUUAAUAGCAGAGGGUAUCCCAUUAUUUUACCUCGAACUCUCAAUUGGACAAACUCUACGUAUGGGAAGUGUAGGAGUAUGGAACGAAAUCCACCCAUAUUUGGGUGGUGUUGGUUACGCAAGUACAAUCGUAUCAUUCAUCGUUGGAUUAUAUUAUAAUGUGAUCAUAAUGUGGUGUUUAUGGUACUUCGCUAACUCCUUCAUGCCAGUGUUACCCUGGGGUGAGUGUCCCAUGGAAAUGAUCGAUAAUGUAACGUCACAGAUUGUCCCUGAAUGUGCGGCGAGUGAUGCGCCAUCUUACUUUUGGUACAGGGAAACGUUGGAUAUAACAAGUGGGAUUGACGAGGCUGGCGGACUAAAGUGGAAACUCCUGCUUUGUCUGUUGGGAGCAUGGCUGGUCGUGUAUAUAUGCAUGUGUAAAGGAAUCAAGUCAUCGGGCAAGGUUGUGUAUUUCACAGCUACAUUCCCAUAUGUCGUCCUGAUUAUAUUCUUCGGCAGGGGUGUCACGCUGAAGGGGGCUGGUGCGGGGCUUCUACACAUGUUCACACCAAGGAUGGAAAGGCUCGCUGAUCCUGUUGUAUGGCUUGAUGCCGCUACCCAGAUUUUCUAUUCCCUCGGCCUGGCCUUUGGGGGCCUCAUUGCAUUCGCCAGUUACAAUCCACCAAAGAACAACUGUAAACGUGAUGCUAUUCUUGUAUCAAUCACAAACUGUACGACAUCUAUCUUCGCAAGUAUCGUGAUAUUCUCUGUCCUUGGAUACAAAGCUACAUCUUUGUAUGACACAUGUAUAGACAGAAAUAUUGCCAAGAUAACAGCCGAGCAGCCCCAUCUAUGGAACAACGAGACGAUACUCACGCCAGCUUUAUAUGAGCGCCACUAUGCAGGCAAUUCUACCAAUGCAACACUACAAAUGAGCAUAGAUCUAAAAUUAGAGAAAUGCGAUCUACAAGAGAAUCUAGAUUCAGCUGCAAGUGGGACUGGUCUAGCAUUCAUGGUGUUCACAGCCGUCAUCAAUCAGUUCCCCGUGCCCCAGUUCUGGAGUGUGAUCUUCUUCCUGAUGUUGUUGAGCUUGGGCCUGGGCUCACAGAUGGGAACUCUUGAGGGGGUGGCGACAUCUAUCAGUGACAUGGCCUGGGACAAGUACCCCUGGAUGAGGAAGAAACCCAUUGUUGCAGGUAUCCUAUGCCUCGUCUCUUUCACAGUAGGUCUUAUCUUUGUCCUUGGAAGUGGAAACUACUGGCUGGACUUGUUCGAUUCAUUCUCUGGGACUUUCCCGUUGAUGACAGUUGCAUUCUUUGAAGUCAUUGGAGUCGUCUACAUAUAUGGCAUGGAAAGCUUCACAGAAGACAUUAAGUUUAUGACAGGUGCCAAGCCAGGCUGGUAUUGGGUCAUCACUUGGCGCUUCGUGUCUCCAAUCUUAAUGUUCAUCGUCCUCGUUGCCAGCAUUAUCAGUAAACUCGUCAAGCCAAUCACAUACAGCGCUUAUGACAAAGAAACUGCAUCACUCGUUGACAAAUACUACCCAUGGUGGGCUAGCCUAUGUAUCUGUUUCCUGGUUCUCAGUUCUAUCCUAUGUAUCCCUGGGGUCGCCAUUGUUCGCAAAAUACAGGAUGUUUUGUAUUUGCGCCGUAACAAAGGUGAACCAGGAGAAAUGCAGCUGCCACCCCUUGAUGAUAUCGCAGAGGAGGGAGAAAAAGAUUCAGGAAUGGAUCUGGAAGCCAUAGAUGAUGAUGAUGUAUUUGAAGAAGGAAAAGUUUUAGCAAAUGGUAAAUUAACCUUUGACAAACAGAGGACGAAAUCAGAGGCAGGGGAGCCAGUGGCUCCAAAGCGAGCAAGAAUAUUAUCAGAUGGUGAAAGGACAAGAUAUAAAUCUGGAGGAACUGCUUCAGAAUUAUACAGGACUCGUCAUAAAUCGGGACCAGGGGUGUACUAUGAUCGUAGAUCAAGACAUAUGUCAGGAGUCUCUAUGCGUUCGAGACAUAGUGUAGACAGUCAAGGGAAUCCUCAGAGACCCCCUCUUUAUAGAAAUAGCUCUAGGUUAUCCUUUAGCUCCUUAGGAAAAUAACCAGAUUCCAUAAAUAGGCAAUUGUAUAAAUAAUAACCAUGUGUGUCAUCAGAGUAUUAAAGUGUGGAUAUUAGAUACUUAGUGAAUUCGAUCCAAAUUAGAGAAAUUCAACAAUUCCAAGCGAAAAUGCGAAAUGACUUCUUCCUUAUAAUGCUUUAAUCCAGGAAUUUAUCAAUUUCUCACUUUGAUGGAUUUGUCAUUGAAUUUCAAUAAAAUGGAUGAGACAAUGGUCAAUUGGCAAGGGGGAUUGGCUCCCAGCGUUUCAGUUCGACAUUCUGCCAUAUAUGAAGAUGUCAGGAUUACCAAAUUCGAAUUGAAACAGUUACCAAUUUGUUCACUUCAGAAUUUGAA